AUGGACGACUACCCGUCAUACUCAAUUGCUCAGUCGCAAGACCAGGAAUGGCUCAGGAAACAGAGCAACAAGGAAUAUCGUAUAGCAGCACGAAGGGAGAAGAGAAACCGAAAGGCGGAUGAGAAGAAGCAGAGAAAGCUCAAUGCCACAAUACUGCGUCGCAUGACAAGGAACCCCGACAAAUACAACAAGAAUGCUGAUCGCAACCGGAUGCGAGAAAUCGAAUGGGAACGGCGCAACAUAUGGCAACAAGCCGUCAAACAAGCACAGCGACUGGCGGCUGUUCACGAUCCCAGUGGCCUCAUGUUCAAUGUGAGCCCGGUUGUGACCCUGGAAGAUGGGUCAGUGAUUACUGAAGAAGCUCUGAAACGGCGCAGAGAAAGGGUGGCUGCAAAUGCGGCCAGAGAGCAGGACACAGCGAUCAAUGGCGCCACGCAACAUGUUGACAAACGGCCACCCGAAGAAGCGCAGCAGAUUACUUCGGCGUCCGCAAAGAGGUAUGAAGCUUGCGGUAAUAGCAUGGACCCAGAUCGACUGGCCCAAAUUGAGAUUGAACGCAGACUGCGGGUACCCGGCCGCAGUAAGAGUCAAGUCAAGAAGCUAGCUAGACACGAACCCAGACCUCCCCCACCAAAGCCACUCAUCCCGAACACUAUCUCACUAUUUGAAGACGAAGAGAAUUACCUGGGCCUUUGGGAUUUAGAUGACAGCGAGUUAGAGCGAAGAAUCUUUAGAGAGAAAAAGCAGAAAGCAGCAGCCCGAAAGGCGCUCCGUCUUAGGCAGCAGUCUGGGAAAGAUGAGCGGCGUAUGGCAAGGGAUGAGAAGCGCAGGGUUUAUAGGGAUCUGAAGCAAGAGUGGAGGGAUAUAAAGCAAGCAACCACGCGCGAGAAAACACGACUAAAUGCGCUUGAAGACGAGGAAUCUAAGAAAGUUGCUGUUAGAAUCUGUGAAACUGAGCGACAGAGAGCCAUGGCAUGCUGUGCGAUCUUAGGCUUUACUUUUGAGAAUACCAAAGGUGUUGAUGACAUCAAGCCCAGGGCGCUAGGCAUGAAGGACAAUAAUGUGGAUUUUGACGCAAUCGAGAAAGGAGAUUUCAGACUUGGCAAGGAACAGAGAGCUUCCAAUAAAAGAGUGAAUCUCGGUGAUGUACCACUCCAAGCCAGCGACGAGUAUAUACCUACCGCGCGUCAUAGCCAAGAGGUAAAUCCGGGCGAAUUUAUUGCAAUCGAUGGGGGCGGGGGCAGCGGCUUUGAGACCCUCAGCUAUAACCAUAAACUCCGUCGGAAGCUCCGCCGAGCCAUCGAAUAUGCAGAAAUAGAAAAAGAAACCUUGGUCCGCCAGCGAGGUUUAGAGUGGUAUGGCGCAGAAAGUCUUGACGUUCCCAACAUAUUACGCACUGCUACAAAGCCGGUCAAUGAGAAGAAGCCUAGGAUCUUGGAAAAUGGCACUCUCGAGACUGCCAAACAAGAAAGGAUUCGUACACGGGUAAGUUUAGUCGAGUUCAACGACAGAAUGCGGGUUCUCCGCAGACAGGCCAAAGAGAGGGCCGUUUUUGCAGGCCUUCAAAAACAUGCAGAGGUCUCUGGUAAAUUGCCUGCCGAGGACGCCAAACCCGGACAAAGUCUAGAUCUAGAAUUUGGAGAUGCUGACAAGGGAGGUUCACCGGCGAGAGCGCACGAGAGCUAUGUGAAGACGAACCACGAGUUAUUGAAGACCAAUCAGGACUCGGAAACAAGCACUGAGAACGAGAGCGAGAGCGACUACUCUCUCCUUGGACCUUGA
This is a messenger RNA of Bacidia gigantensis, 1782 nucleotides long. RefSeq lists its product as uncharacterized. The record is from RefSeq and is a predicted model, not a curated record. Lineage: Eukaryota; Fungi; Ascomycota; Lecanoromycetes; Lecanorales; Ramalinaceae. The coding region runs from base 1 to 1782 and encodes 593 amino acids. The transcript is spliced from 4 exons.